Messenger RNA from Cooperia oncophora, 819 nucleotides. NCBI's taxonomy places the organism in Eukaryota, Metazoa, Nematoda, Chromadorea, Rhabditida, Trichostrongylidae. The record is from the annotation of a GenBank genome assembly.
GGCUCGGAAACAGAUAUUGAAUAUUUUGCUGCUCUUAUCACAACCCUCGAGGGCUCGCCUAUUAAUGAACCGUCGAGAACCGCGGCAGUGGCAUUUCUUUUGCAGCUGAUUGUCAAAAAAGUUCCCAAAGAGGUCCUCCAGUCACAGUUCACAAGAGUCGUUCAGGUACUCUACACUAAAAUGCUGGAAAACUCUGAAAGUAGCGAAGGAUCCGCGCUGAAAUAUCUGCUAUCAGUUCUGGGAGUCGUUUUGCGAGCUCAACCUGCUGGGGUAUGGAAUGUCGCUAACACCAAGAACAUGGUGGUGUCUGUCGCGGCUCUUUGUGCACAUGAGAAACCCUGGGUACGGACUAUGGCUCGUCGUGUCGUUAGAGCCGUGUUAACUGAUCCUAUAACUGCAAUGGAAAACGGCCUUCACGCUGCAUCUUCCAGUGUCGGAAUGUUCAUACAGCAGCAGUUACAAGCAGCACUCAGCUCGAAGAACGGCGAAAUGACAGCAAUGCGGUACCUGUGCUUACUCGAAGGUGUUAUGCAUAAGAUGCCUAGCAGCCUGUUCAAGCAACUUGCUGAAAAUAUUUUGUCGUCUUUUGCUAUUGCGGAUCCUAUGGUUAAAUGCAGCGCCUUGCAAUGCCUGCACCGAUGUCUUCAACGUCAACCAUGUGAUGCCGCACUUUCGGUUGAAACGAAUGUGUUGUUAGUGAAAGCUCUCAAACAGCUUUCUCCUCCUUGUGAAGACAUCACAGUUUGUGCCUACUGGAUGCAGGCUCUUGCAGAAGCGCACGUGUGUCUCACUCUCACUGCCAAGGAUCCCUACAGGUAA